Molecule: messenger RNA, 1387 nt
Organism: Syzygium oleosum
Lineage: Eukaryota; Viridiplantae; Streptophyta; Magnoliopsida; Myrtales; Myrtaceae
Product: 1-aminocyclopropane-1-carboxylate oxidase homolog 1-like
Exons: 3
Coding region: 72-1205 (377 amino acids)
Source: RefSeq, a predicted model, not a curated record
CACAGCCUCCCAUUGAUCAUGGCUCAAAUUCAUUUAAUCUCAAUUGAGACUUCAAACUUUGUUUCUACAAGAUGAUGCAGACCUUGCCCAGUCAUGGACAACUUGUCACUUCUUGCGACCCGGAUUACGACAGUAGGGUGAAAGAAAUGCAGGAAUUCGACGAGACCAAGGCUGGAGUCAAAGGCCUCGUGGAUUCUGGCGUGACCAAGAUCCCCAGGAUCUUCAUCCACCCGCACGAGAACUUGCGCCGCCUGUCAUCCAACGCGGACGGCACCAGCCUCCGGGUCCCGAUCGUCGAUCUAAGAGGCUAUCGGGAUUCUCGGCGGCAAGAUGUCAUCGACGGUAUUCGCGAAGCAUCGGAAGCGUGGGGUUUCUUUCAGAUUAUCAAUCACGGGGUUCCGCUCGACGUGGCGGACAACAUGUUGGAGGGUGUGAAGAAGUUCCACGAGCAACGAGUGGAAGUUAAGAAAGAGUUGUACUCUAGAGACGGUUCGAAGAGAGUGAGGUACUUUUCCAAUGGAGACUUGUUCAUGUUUAAAGCAGCGACUUGGAAGGACACUGUCCUAUUCGAUUUCCAGGAUGGUGAUUUAGACCCAGAGGCUGUUCCUCCUAUUUGCAGAGAGGCAGUUUUCGAGUACGAGAAACAUAUGGCGGAACUGAAGACAUCAUUAGCUGAACUAUUAUCGGAGGCAUUGGGCCUUGCUUCUGAUUAUCUCAGUGGCACUGAGCGUAUGAAAUCGGAGAUGGUAAUAGGCCAUUACUACCCAGCUUGUCCUGAACCAGAAUUGACUCUCGGCACGGUUAAUCACACGGACAUGACGUAUCUCACUCUUCUCCUUCAAGACCACCAUGGUGGCCUCCAAGUCCUACAUGAAAACCACUGGGUUGAUGUGGUUCCCGUGCAUGGAGCACUACAAGCCAACAUUGGAGACUACAUGCAGCUUGUUACCAACAACAAGUUCAAAAGCGUGGAGCACCGAGUACUUGCCGGGCGGGUCGGACCCCGUGUUUCAGUCGCGUGCUUUCUCUCCCCAAGCAGGACGGAAAAAACCAAACCCCUUGGGCCAAUAAAGGAGCUUCUCUCUGAAAAUAAUCCACCCAUAUACAAAGAAACCUCUCUUUCAGAAUACGUCACCUGUUUCAGAUCCCAUGGCCAAAGGGCCAAUUCAACACUUCCUCAUUUCAGGAUAAGCGACUCCAAAUAGAGCAGAGUUGUGGAAAAUCCUGAAUGAGAGUGUCAUGAGUGGUUAUAUCAUGUAUAUGAGUUUGUGGUAGGACUUUGUAACUAUCUGUUUUGCUUUGUGCAAUAAAAUCUUACUCGUCCAAAACAAAUCAGUGUCAAAGUUAAUUCUUCUGAUGCAAAGUGGAGUGUCACUAUGUUCUUCAA